This is a messenger RNA of Lasiosphaeria miniovina, 1602 nucleotides long. RefSeq lists its product as uncharacterized. The record is from RefSeq and is a predicted model, not a curated record. NCBI's taxonomy places the organism in Eukaryota, Fungi, Ascomycota, Sordariomycetes, Sordariales, Lasiosphaeriaceae. The transcript is spliced from 8 exons. The coding region runs from base 1 to 1602 and encodes 533 amino acids.
AUGUCUUCUAUCUCUCCUAACGUCAAGAAGAGGCUGAUAGUCUGUUCUGAUGGCACCUGGAUGAACUCUGAUACGGGCUACUCGAAGCCAACGUUUUGGAAUCCCGUGGGAAAGCUGCAGACGCCGUCCAACGUCACGCGGAUAUCGCGCUCGUUGCGCCGCACCUGUGCCGACGGGGCUAUCCAGAUCAUCGAAUACCACUCGGGCGUCGGCACCGGCGGUACCCUGUCGGAUGUCCUGUCGGGCGGCGCCUUCGGGCUCGGAAUCUCCGAGAACAUCCGUGGGGCAUACUCGUUCAUCUGUGCCAACUACUGCGACGGCGACGAAAUCAUACUCGUUGGGUUUUCCAGGGGUGCGUUUACCGUCAGGUCCGUCGCCGGCAUGGUUGGGCAGCUCGGGCUACUUACUCGCGAGGGCAUGGAGUUCUUCUACCCUAUCUAUAAGGACAUGCAGAACUGGCAGACGCCCAACUACGAGGACCCGUUCCCGAGCAUCCCGUUCGACGACAAGCCCAGGGGCGAGGAUGCCGCAAGAAAAAUGACUCGGGUCUAUGAGGGCACUGGCAGCGGGGCCCUGAUCAAGGUCAAGGCAGUCGCUGUGUGGGAUACCGAGCGCACGGUGGCGAACCGAGGCACUACCGAGCUCCGCCAGGUCUGGUUCCCUGGAAACCACGGUAAUGUGGGAGGCGGCUGGCAGGAUGCCGGCGUCGCCAACAUGUCUCUCGCAUGGAUGAUGGACCAACUGGCUUCGAUCGGAGUCGAAUUCGACGAAGCGACCAUCACGCGAAUAUUCACGCGGCUCGAGCACCACUACCGCUCCAAGGCUGAAGAAGAACAAGGCGAAGAGAUCAAGCUCGCGAACCAGCCGCCGCCGCCCAUCACGUCUGAGGACGCGGUGGCGUCGUCAGAGGAGCCCGACAGCAACGACACCGCCGGGUGCUGUGGGCUGUUCGCCAAGCUGGCGCCCGAGAAGAAGCGCUGGGCGGCCGAGCCCAUCUACCGGAGCAACGCGCCUGUGCGGCCGUGGGGGCUCGGAGGUAUCUUCGGCGCCGAGGGCUUCAUGAACAAGGUGGUGGGCUACAACGUGCGGAGCCCGGGCAUGUACAAGAAGGUUGACCCCGAGACGGGCGAGGAGACGCGCGCGUUCCUCGAGGAUACCAACGAGCGCAUGCACGGCUCGGUGCGCGUGCGCCUGGCGCUCAAGGGCCUGGGGCUCAACGACCGCCACGUCUGGAAGGCGCCGGCCCUGGACGGGAACUGGCGCCUGCGCAAGACCACCGAGGCGUACCGCGACCCGAUCCCCAGCACGGUGACGACGUGGGAGCUGCCGUCUGCCGCCGCCCCAGCCCCUUCCCACAGCAAAACGCAGCAGACAGACACAGAAGCGACAACGACAACUGCCCACCAGCAACGGCCGCUCUCUGCGCUGCGGGACAGGAAUUACAGAUGGGUCUGGGAGUACUGCGGGUCCGAGAAAGACGCACCGCAGCAGAGGAUCAUGGUCGAGGAGCCGCUAGGGCCGUUCGAGCGGCAGCUGCUCCGCCUGUCGGGGGGCACGCCAAACGUGUACGAGUUUGCUGAGAGCAUCGACCUGGAGGACUAG